Clupea harengus (Atlantic herring) is the source of this 2240-nucleotide messenger RNA. RefSeq lists its product as uncharacterized. Lineage: Eukaryota; Metazoa; Chordata; Actinopteri; Clupeiformes; Clupeidae. The transcript has a single exon. The record is from RefSeq and is a predicted model, not a curated record. Bases 390 to 1751 code for a protein of 453 amino acids.
GUCUAACUGUGACCUGGCUCUGGGGUGCCUAAUAGCAACCAAUGCAUGGGGGUUGCUGUGAACACAAACAGUCCAGGUUGAAAAGCUGUGGUCUGACAGCUACAUUCUGACCCCCUGGCGAAAGACUGUGAAUGAUUAAAUCCAGAAUAUGGACAUUCUAGGAGGGAGAUCUGCCUUACAGUGACAUUAUGCACCUUCAAAUAACUGCUUCAAAAUCAUUUUGGUGGUACACUGACUUGUAAUAUGGAGAAUGACAUCUUAUCUAUCCCUUUGGGGUACAGGGUGAGAGACAAUGAGUAAUGGCUGAACGUGAGCAGUAUUUCAGCAAAAUUAAGAUGUGUUAAUCCUGUUCAGAUUGUAGAUGCUGUAUCCCAGCGGACUGAACAAACAUGAUGCAGAGGAAGCAGGCGCUGCUGGUUGGCAUCGGUGCCUUGACCGUCCUCCUGAUGCUGAAGUGGGAGCACACGAUAACCCUAGAGAACCUCAUGAGCAGCAAACAACCUUCAGCUGAGCCUGAACUGUCCAAAGACACCAUCACCCCCAUCCCAGGCUCCAGGCACCUCAUGGUAUCUGCCUUUAAGGACCACAGACUGGGCGGGGCAAUCAGGGUGAUCAGCAUCAUCUGCAGGCAGGAGCUGCAGCCGCUCUACUGUGUCCUAUGUGCUAACGCUAACUUUAAGGCUGAUGCUAGUGCCAAGGCUAAUGCUAAUGUUGAUGCUAAGGCUGAUGGGGCUUUGGGUCAGUGCACAUCUUUACGGGCAAAAGUUCACUUGCACAGAGAUGGCUUUGGCUUCGGCAUCGGCUUUGGCUUUCCUUUUGUGACUUCAGACGUGUUGUGCAUGAGUCCAAUGUUACAGCAAGCCACACAUGUCAGCAUAACAGCUAACCUAUAUACCCGUUUGACAUUUUUAUCAAUCCAAAACCAGGAGGUCAAGGAAUUGUUUAGGUACAACUUUACUGUAUGCAUAUCUAACCUUUUUGGGGAGUACAAUAAUGCCCUCCAAUUUGCACAAACCAUGGAGGUGUACAAGCUUAUAGGGGUUCAGAGGGUUGUCAUCUACAACACCAGCUGUGGAUCAGACGUUGAGAAAAUUCUCAAGUACUACAGUAAAGAGGGUAUGCUGGAGAUUGUGCCUUGGCCAAUAGACAAGUUCCUAACGCCCUCUACUGGGUGGAGUUAUGACUUACACCAUGGGGACAUUCAUUAUUAUGGACAGCUGUCCACUCUGAACGAAUGCAUGUACAGAUACAUGUACCAGUCAAAGUACCUCCUGCUGAAUGAUAUUGAUGAGAUCAUUAUGCCUUACAAGCAUGCCAACCUGGAGAAGUUAAUGGGCACUUUACAGCAGCAGCAUCCCAACGCAGGGGUCUUCAAGAUCGAGAACCACAUCUUCCCCAAAACACAGUUCGAUGACAGCGGCCGAUUUCGCCUGCCUCGGUGGAGGAGUGUGCCUGGUGUGAACAUCCUGGAGCAUGUCUACCGAGAGCCGGACAGGAAGCACAUGUUUAACCCCACCAAGCUGCUCAUCAACCCCCGGAGCGUGUUGCAGACUUCAGUACACUUCACGCUGAAGCAGUUCGGACUCGUCUUUAAUGUCCCGUUCGAUGUAUGCCGCAUCAUCCAUGUCAGGGUGCCACUGCAAGGACAACUCUCCAAAGACCAGCUGUUUGUCGACAAGAAACUCUGGGAAUUUGAGGAGCUUUUGAUCCCCAGUAUCGAUUGUGCACUGAAUGAAUCAGGUGUGUUGUGAAAUACUGAUUUAUAAAUAAAGGAGGAGAUGCUGAUGGAGAGAAAAGACAUAUAAGAAAAUGUUUUGCCAUGGCACAUCCCAUAAUAAUGUUGUCUGUGGGCAGAGGGAGACGACAGUGGAAGUGCUGGCUGAAUUCCUGCAUUGAUGUGUUCAAGCACCUGCCUUCAUGUAACGUGCUCUCUUACCUUCUCUACACAGAGACACACCACUGCAUCCUUUUGUACUGUGUUUUUCUAUUAAAAAAUUAAAUAAAAACAAAGGAUCAUCUGGUUUUGCUUGUUAAGAAAAGUUCUUCAGAGCUAUUAGGCAUUAGGAACUGGGAGAGUCCAACGCCCUACGAACCAGGAAAGGAGAUUUCUUUGCCGUCUCUGAGGUGAGUUCCGUCAUCAGGUAUGCAAAGAGCUUUGGGCGUCGAGAGAAGCAUUGUGUAAUCAUAAGUCAUGAUUAACUCUAAGUUUAACUGCUCAUACUGUGAUACGAUUGAAAAUA